Molecule: messenger RNA, 597 nt
Organism: Fomitiporia mediterranea MF3/22
Lineage: Eukaryota; Fungi; Basidiomycota; Agaricomycetes; Hymenochaetales; Hymenochaetaceae
Exons: 3
Coding region: 58-597 (179 amino acids)
Source: RefSeq, a predicted model, not a curated record
UGCAAUUCUUCUCUUUGUGUCACUAAAUGUCAAUUAGUAAGUCGCGCCGAGGCAGUGAUGGUUAUACGAAUAGUACCGCCAUGUAAGAGAAGAAGAAGCGGAAACAGCCACCACCGUUCAGACAUUCGCCAAAGGAUAAAGAACUUGAAAAAAUCAUGGAUUGAGGAGAAGAAACUCAGAAAGUUGGAAGAUGUUGUUGUGUCGGCGAGUGACGAGAACGAGGACAGGACUCGACAAAGCAGGGUACGGCCUGAAGAGUACACGUGUUCGGAUGAAGAUGGAAGUUCAGGACUAGAACCAGUACCAAAGAAAAGAAAAAGGGACCUCUCCGUUCGACGUCCAAAACUUCAGGCAAUUGGGGAUCUACGGAUGAAGACGCUCGGCAUGAGGACGCAGACACUCAGCCAUCUCUCCCCACAAUCCUCUACACUUACAAAUCCAAUCCUCUACACCAACAAAAAAAAGUCGUUAACGCUUCUCCCAAACGACCUCAUUCCUCCAACACUGAACGAAAUAAUACACAGGAAUGAGGUAGAUUCUUGCCAGGAGGACGAAGGAGUCCGGGUGGGAAUACGAGAGGCGGAUAACCGAAUAUGA